This is a messenger RNA of Epinephelus lanceolatus (giant grouper), 2075 nucleotides long. RefSeq lists its product as uncharacterized. NCBI's taxonomy places the organism in Eukaryota, Metazoa, Chordata, Actinopteri, Perciformes, Serranidae. The record is from RefSeq and is a predicted model, not a curated record.
UUCCUUGAUCCAACCAUGUGAGGUCUGUGGGCAUCAUGCUGGGCACAGAGGGCCAGUGGUCCAAGGCGUUAGCCAACAACAAUAUAAGAGCCAUUCUCCGCUGGCUGCGGGAGCUCACAGCUGAAGGUGAAGCUGAUGUGGAGGAAAUCCUACCAACUUUCAGCUGCUGGGUACAGAGGACAUCAGAGUUUGCUAAAAAGGAGUUGUUAACACUAUGUUUCAGCCGCUGCCAGGGCCUGUGGAUGUUUCUGGACCGCAGUGCUUUCACCAGGGUGCACAUGCUGCUCCAGAGACUGAAGAACUUGCUCACUCUCACCCAGUGGGCAAGAAAGCAGCUCAGCUCAGCCCACCUCUGGCACGGUGUUGGGGUCCCAUGUGUGGUCUGCAGGGACACUUACAGCUCCUCAGACGUCAGACGUGGCUGCUGGAACCGAGAGCACAAAGCCCUUAAACAACACAUCUGGCUAGGGCAACUGGUUCAGUGGUGGGGCAUCAUGGGACUCCUACCCAAGUCCCCUGAGGCUCAAGAGGUGAAGCGUAUCUCUCAGAUGUGGAAGGAAAUGGAUCACAGCCAUCGGAAAGCUUGUCUCGAGACGCCAGGGUGGGAGGAGGGAGGAGUGGAAAGAUACAGGUCUUUGAUACAGGGGAUGGUGACUCAGCUGGACAGGCAGCAUGGAUGCAUUUGGACUUCUGAAGACGGCGCAGAGCAGUGCUAUCCUCCUCCAAAUCUGCAGGCCCUGCUAAAGCUCGUGCUAGUGCCUCGUAUCGACAACGUGUCAGUCCAAGCGCUUCUCAUGUACUUUGUCUUGGAUAUGGCAAACUUCCUGCAGUGCAAAGACGACCUCCUUCAGUCUUUCUGCCACGCCUUCACUAUUCCCUCCAGCUUUUCCCAACAACUCAGGGCCUUCUGGAUGCUUGAUCAUGGACACAUCAAGGCCUCCAUGGAGUUAUUACUGAGCCCCAGGGCUGCUGCUCCCUGUCUCUCCUGGCAACAUCACUGCAUCAUCCACUGCCUGCUAACAAGGAAGCAGCCUCAGUUGGCUUUAAGGUACCUCCACUGGACCAGACCUGCAAUAGAGAGCACUGAGGAUGCUAAGCUCUGUGCAGACGUGCUGCUUCAAAACAGUUGCGUCUCUAAAGCCUGGGCUCUGUUGAAGAGAGGCCACACUGAAAGCGAAAAUGUGGUCAAGUACUUCCUCCAGGCCUGUGAUGGAUUUGGUUUGUGUGCAGAGGCUUUAAAGUGCAUCCCUGCAGAAUACAAUGGUGAAGAGAACAAAGGAAAUGGGACUACAGGGCCACAGUUGCCACAGAUAAAGAAAGCAGAAAGGCCACCCUGCCUGCUGUCUGCCAAACUUUAUGAGGCUCAGAGAGACAACACAAUGUCCCCAGAGGAACUGGUCCAACUAGUCAGAAAGGCUGUGAUGGAAGUGAGAAAGCCACAUCCCAAGAUAAGUGAAAUGGUGUGGCCAGAGCACACGGAGAGAAAAUCGAAAAGCAGAGAGAUGUUUCUGUCAACCAGGGCUCUCCGUCAUCUCACGCCCAGCCCCUCCCCAAUGGACAUGGUAGAAGACACAGAGCAAACAGCACAUACAGAUGAACCAGAAGAGGAACAGCCUGUCCAUAAUGAGCCUGAGUCACAAGAGCACAUUUCAUCUUCUGAGGAUCUGAGCUCUGAGUAUGUCUCCUCCUUCACCUCAGCCUCCUCCUUGCCUCGGUUGAGACGGCAUCCUUAUGUGUAUGAAAGUACUGUGACUCUGCAGAGGAUCUCCUCUCUCCUCAAUGAUGGAGAGAACCAAAGCAGGGAAGAAGAGGAGGAGGAAGAGGAAGAUGACAAAGAGAGCAGGAGCCCUUCAUCAGCUGGUGCCUUGUCAGAUUGACUUGAGCCUGCAGGGACACUAGAUGGCGCCACAGACCCCGUUUACCUGAGCAACUUGAAGAAAGACAUUUUGGUGGAGCCGGUGCUUUCUGCAGAGGAGGGAGAAGAGGAUGUUAAGACAGAGGUUUUCUCAAGAGAGGACUUCCUCAGUGUUGAUGCAGUUUCAGGAUCUUUCAUGGACGAAACCCUACCUCUAAAU